Molecule: messenger RNA, 569 nt
Organism: Drosophila ficusphila
Lineage: Eukaryota; Metazoa; Arthropoda; Insecta; Diptera; Drosophilidae
Gene: Cpr78Ca
Product: pupal cuticle protein Edg-78E
Exons: 3
Coding region: 150-512 (120 amino acids)
Cellular component (GO): chitin-based extracellular matrix
Molecular function (GO): structural constituent of chitin-based larval cuticle
Source: RefSeq, a predicted model, not a curated record
CCUCGGGUUCCGCAAAACCCGUUUGGGUGCCUGCAUCUGAAGACAAGGGACUCAUCCAUAUAAAAGACGCACUUGAGCUAAUCGAAUUAAACAGUUGCACUGCAAGCAGCCUCAUCACAGUAUCAUCAAGAAGCUCAACUCCCAACAAGAUGUACAAAUACCUCUUUUGCCUGGCUCUCAUCGGUUGCGCCUGCGGCGACAACAUCAACAAGGACGCCCAGAUCCGCAGCUUCCAGAACGACGCCACCGAUGCCGAGGGCAACUAUCACUUCGAGUUCCAGACCACCAAUGGCAUAACCACCAAGGGAGCUGGUAACGAAAACGGAGCCGUCGGAGUGGUGCAGUUUGUGUCCCUCGAGGGGAUUCCCGUGACCUUCUCCUAUGUGGCCGAUGCCAAUGGCUAUCAGCCCACUGGAGACCACAUUCCGGCCAUUCCGCUGCAUGUCAUCCGCCAACUGGAGUACAUCCGCUCCCAUCCGCCGGUGGAUGAGCGUCGGUCGAGGCGUUGGUAAAAGCCGCGGAUAUAAAACCAAUUAAAUAUUGACGCUUAAAUAGCCGUCGAUUGGCUG